This is a messenger RNA of Centropristis striata (black sea bass), 2665 nucleotides long. Its product is annotated as vang-like protein 1. Bases 271 to 1899 code for a protein of 542 amino acids. Lineage: Eukaryota; Metazoa; Chordata; Actinopteri; Perciformes; Serranidae. The record is from RefSeq and is a predicted model, not a curated record. The transcript has 9 exons. Gene Ontology annotation, cellular component: plasma membrane. Gene Ontology annotation, biological process: multicellular organism development.
CAGUACAGACGCGCCUCAGCAGCAGCAGCAGCAGCAGCGGAUCCACCGAGACGCAAGAGGAGGAAUAUGAGCCACAUCUGAAAAAAGAAAGGUCAAUGUGGCUACUCGAGCAGCUCUCUGGGGUAGUUGUCAGUCGUCGUGGAUUCCUGAGGCUCGUCUCUAUAGCAACCCAUUCCUCCUCCUGAGUACUCCUGCCAACUUACCCUCUCUGCCACACGACGAAUCUCUCCUCAUCCCCCCGGCCAAUCGCCGCCUCUGAACUGCGUUGGAAUGGACACUGAGUCGACCCACUCGGGCUACUCCUAUCACUCCAGCCGCUCAGGGAGAUCAAACCGGCAUGGCGAUCGAAGCCGUGAGCGGCACAAGGCCAGCAGCAGUAAAGACAGCAGUCGCUCUGAGAGGUCUGUCGUCAUCAACCCCCCUGACACGCCCUCCCAGGACUCCCCGGUUCACAAUGGGGAACCGCUGCCAGGAGAACCCGCCCCAGCAGCAGAUCAGGGAGACGAGGCUCAGGAUGAUAACUGGGGGGAAACAACCACUGCCGUGACGGGCACCUCAGAGCUCAGUCUUUCCCAGGAGGAAGUGGUUGGACUGGGGAAGGAAUUGCAGGACCGGACCCAAGGCUUCCGCCGUUAUCUCCCCCUGGCUGUGGGCUCGUGUGUGGGGCUGCUGGUGCUGGCCACACCCCUGGCCUUCCUGCUUCUUCCGGCCAUAAUGUGGCCGGACAGGCUGGAGCCGUGUGGUGCAGCCUGUGAGGGCCUCUUCCUCUCCAUCGCCUUCAAGCUCCUCAUCCUCCUGCUGGCCGUGUGGGCUUUGUUCCUCAAACCGGGCCGUGCGAGCCUGCCCAGAGUGUGUGUGUACCGUGCCUUUCUCACCACACUUACACUCCUGCUCACCAUGUCUUAUUGGCUCUUCUAUGGGGUCCGGAUCCUUGAUGCACAGGAUGAAGACUACCAUGGGAUCGUCCAGUUUGCGGUGUCCCUUGUGGACUCCCAGCUGUUCGUCCACUACCUGGCUGUGGUGCUGCUAGAGCUGCGCCACCUCCAGCCCUGCUACAGCGUGUGUGUCAUCCGCUCCACGGACGGCGAGACGCGUCACUAUAACAUUGGACAGCUCAGCAUUCAGAAGGCCGCUCUGUCCAUUUUGGAGUAUUACUACAGAGAUUUCCCGCUCCAUAACCCGGCCCUUCUCUCUGCCUCCAAGCACCGGGCUGCCAAACACCUGGCCGGGCUGAAGGUCUACAAUGUGGACGCCCCGGGGAACACGGCGGGAGCGCAGCCUAGUAAUGGCAAUCAGUCACGGGCCAUGGUUACAGCUGCAGGCAAGCGCAAAGACAGCGCCCACAAUGAGCUGUACUACGAAGAGGCCGACUACGAGAGAAGAGUCCGUAAACGUAGAGCAAGGCUGGUGGUGGCUGUGGAGGAGGCCUUCACACAUGUCCGGCGGAUGAAGAAAGAGGACGAGCGUGCCACACCGUCUGACAUCAUGGAUGUGCGUGAAGCAGCUCUGGCUGUGUUUCCCUCCAUGGCCCGUGCACUGCAGAAGUACCUCCGCACCACCAGGAGGCAGCACUGCCACAGUAUGGAGAGCAUCCAGAAGCACCUGGCUUUCUGCCUCGUCAAUAACAUGAGCCCGAAGGCCUUCCUCGAGGCCUACUUGGCCCCUGGUCCCACCCUGCAGUACGGCCCUGAGCGCUGGAUGGCUGACCAGUGGACUUUGGUCAGUGAGGCAUCUGUCACCGGCGGCGUAAAGGACGGCUCAGAGUUCAUACUGAAGUGUCUUGACUUUAGCUUGGCUGUGACCGUCAAGGGCAUCCCUUACAUCCGACUGACGGAGGAGUACAUCGACCCCAAGUCCCACAAGUUUAUACUGCUGCUCCAAUCAGAAACCUCAGUUUAACACAGCGGACCAGUGCUGUUGAUCUGGACUUACAGGACUGUUACCGACUGCAUUUUUCAAAAAAAUAACUUUUUGUACUGUUUUUUGUACUUACGUUUAUGUAAUUUCCUCACAUAGAGUAUCUUGGUGUGCUUGUCUUUGUCUCGGGCGACAUGAAAGACGGUGAAAGACAGGAAGGAAUAUGCUUGGAUUUCUCUGUCCUGACAUUUGCAGAACACAGUUCAGGUAUUCCUCUAUGCACGACAGACGACCCUCACAAAUUUUCUUCUUCCUGUUAUUUGCAUGUGCCAGUGUGUGCCUGCGUGGGGGAGUUCAUGAUUUAGGAGGAGUGUGUGUGUGUAUGUGUGUGUGAUUUAGGGUGAAAAAGUGCGUUGAGUGUAGCCUACACUCUGGAUCUGUCUCGACCUGUCUCUUCUUUCUGCUUAGCGUUAACAUAGGGAACAGGACAUUUGAUAUAACCCAAACCCUUCUCACCAAAACUGCCCUUUCUCAGUCUUAUCAACAAUUAUUUAACUGUCCUGUAUUACAGAUGUAUGUACAGUAUUUAUAUGUGAAUAUACUUUAUCCUUCCAGACAUUUUAUAUCAGAAUUGUGCAUUGCUUUAUUGGUUUUUUUUUUACCUUGUCAAAGAUUUUUUUUACUUGUCUGUCUGUAUUUGUGGAACUAACGAACUGGACUGUAAAUAGAUUAAGACAUGUUUGUAAAUGUCAAGAAUCACUGGAAUCUCUUGGACUGAAUGCCAACCACAGUACAGCAAAUUAUCAAU